Messenger RNA from Eriocheir sinensis (Chinese mitten crab), 1808 nucleotides. Its product is annotated as WD repeat-containing protein 19-like. The record is from RefSeq and is a predicted model, not a curated record. Gene Ontology annotation, biological process: cilium assembly; intraciliary retrograde transport. NCBI's taxonomy places the organism in Eukaryota, Metazoa, Arthropoda, Malacostraca, Decapoda, Varunidae. Gene Ontology annotation, cellular component: cilium; intraciliary transport particle A.
UAUGCAAAGGCCAAGGAAUCAGAUGGGCAGUACAGGGAAGCAGCCACCUAUUAUGAAUCAGCUCGGGACUAUGAGUCAGUGAUUCGUCUGUUGUUGCAUAACCUCAACUCUCCAGAAGAAGCUGUGAGAAUUGUGCGAGAGACCAAGAGUGUGGAGGGAGCAAAGAUGGUAGCCAAAUUCUUCCAGAAACUGAGUGAUUACAACUCGGCAAUACAGUUUCUGGUGUUGUCCAAGUGUAUGGAUGAAGCCUUCCAACUGGCCCGAACACAUGGCAAGAUGGAGCUGUAUGCUGAGAUUUUAGGCUCAGAUGCAACUCCAGAAGACUACAAGAGUGUUGCCCUUCACUUCGAAAAUGAACGAAAUCACUUUCUUGCUGGAAAAUUCUAUUACCUGGCUGGAGUAUAUCCCAAGGCUGUGAAGCACCUGAUUCGUGCUGCCCAAAGCACCAGCACUGAAGAUUCUGAAAGUAUUCAAAUGGCCAUUGAUGUGAUUGCAGCUGCCGAUGAUGAUGGACUUACUCGCCAGUUGAUUGACUUUUUGAUGGGUGAAGUUGAUGGCAUCCCAAAAGAUGCAAAAUACCUAUUUCGGCUCUACAUGGCUAAACAUCAGUAUCGAGAGGCAGCUAAGACAGCCAUUAUCAUAGCAAGAGAAGAACAAAACUCAGGGAAUUAUCGACAUGCUCAUGAUGUGCUCUUGGGCAUGUAUGGAGAGCUGCAGCGUCAGAAGCUCAAGAUUCCUGCAGAUAUGAGUUCGGCAUUACUGCUUCUCCACUCAUACACAUUAGCUCGGCUGUUGGUACGCAAGGGGGACCACCUUAAAGCUGCCAGAAUGCUCAUUAGGGUAUCAAACAACAUCUCAAAAUUCCCAGCACAUAUGGUCCCCAUCUUAACUUCUACUGUCAUCGAGUGUCAGCGAUCAGGACUCAAGAAUUCUUCAUUCAACUUUGCUGCCAUGCUGAUGCGGCCUGAGACUCGUGGCCAGAUAGAUGAAAGGUACAAGAAGAAAAUUGAAGCCAUUGUACGUAAACCACAGAAGACUGAGGAGGAAGAGAAGACAUCACCCUGUCCUUUUUGCUCAUCACCUGUAGAAGAAACAAGCCUUGAAUGUGCACAGUGCCAGAACUCACUGCCAUACUGCAUUGCCACGGGCCAGCACAUCUUGGCUGAUGACAUAACUAUCUGCCCCUCCUGCACGUUCCCUGCCAUAAGAGCCGAGCUUAUAAAACUGGUAGAGGAUGGGGAGAGUUGCCCCAUGUGCAGUACCACCCUGGAUGUCAACAAACUCACACCAUCAGCAAACUGGAAGUCCAUAAUUCUCAAUAUAGAAGCCCCGAACUAGCUUUCAGGUAAUACAGGUUAAACAGCAGUUGGCAUAAAAACUUGGACUGUAUCCUAAUUUUCGCAAUAGAGUAUCUAGUCACAUUAACAAAGUCAUACAAAUUAUGACGUGAAGUUUCAAUUGUGUAAUGCUUUAACAUUAUUAUAUAAAUACAUUUUACAAUUUGAAUAAUUACAGGAACUGAACUAAGAAUAUCUCAAAUUAUCAUGUUUUAUAUGGCAGCCCAGUAGUGAACACCACUGAGUGCUGGUCACCUUCAUGUCCACAGUGUGGGGCUGGGGUGUCAGGUAUAGGCUGCAAAAGUGCCCUCUGGCAGGGUGACCUUUUAGCUCAUCGGUGGCAUAUUUGGUAUGCUGCCCAGACUUCUACUCAGAAAGCUUGGGUUUGCGUUUCUCUCUCUCUCUCUCUCUCUCUCUCUCUCUCUCUCUCUCUCUCUCUCUCUCUCUCUCUCUCUCUCUCUCUCUCUCUCU